Molecule: messenger RNA, 930 nt
Organism: Penicillium roqueforti
Lineage: Eukaryota; Fungi; Ascomycota; Eurotiomycetes; Eurotiales; Aspergillaceae
Product: SMP-30/gluconolactonase/LRE family protein
Exons: 4
Coding region: 1-930 (309 amino acids)
Biological process (GO): L-ascorbic acid biosynthetic process
Molecular function (GO): calcium ion binding; gluconolactonase activity
Source: RefSeq, a predicted model, not a curated record
AUGUCUGAAAUUCAGAGGUGGACGGUCAACGAACCGUAUCUCGACAUCCCAGGAACGCUGCUCGAAGGGCCCUUUCACGAUGUGGCCAAAAACGAGUUCCGGUUUGUGGAUAUCUGGGAUCACAAACUAUAUCGCCUCGAUCUGACAAAGGGCCCUGACUCCUUGACGGCCAUUGAUACUGACGCCGCUGUUGGCGUCACCGCCAAUAUUGCCAACUCAUCCAAUCAGCUGAUUGUGGGAGCCAAACAUGGAUUCGCCCGGCUGGACCAGACUACCGGGAACCUCUCCUAUAUCCACGGUAUUCGUGAACUUUGGGGCGAAGAUGAGGGGAAAGCAGAGAGGAUGCGUUUCAAUGAUGGUGCCGUGGACAGCCACGGCCGGUUCUGGGCCGGGGCCAUGAACGACCCAAAGAUCAAGAAGCCGGAAGCAGAAGGGGUCCUAUUCAGACUGGAUCCAGAUCAGAGUGUGCACCACAUGCUGGCACCGGUGACGAUCCCCAACGGGAUCGGGUGGAAUCUAGCCGACGACGUGAUGUACCUGACGGAUUCACCGACAGGCAAGAUCUUUGCCUUUGACUUUGACGCUUCCACCGGCGCGAUCAGCAACCGCCGAGUGCACUUCGAUAUCGGCAAUGCGCUAGAGCCGGAUGGCUUUGCCAUUGAUGUCGAGGGCUGCAUCUGGAGCGCUGUCUACGGCGGCGGAAAGGUCCUGCGAAUUUCCCCGGCCGGAAAGGUUAUCGGUCAGAUCGAUCUGCCGACGCGCAACGUGACCUGUCCAGCCUUUGUCGGCACAGAGCUGUUUAUCACUACUGCCAAGGAUGAUCGUGAUGAUGACCGGCUGCCGCAGUCGGUUAGGUACGGCGGCCGGGUUUUCAGGGUUGAUGUCGGGGUCCGCGGCGUGCCUAAGAAUGAGUUUCGGUUCCAGGACUAG